AUGUAUAAAUACCUUCCAUUUAACUUUUAUUUCAUCAUUCAUUCAACAUCCAAUCUUUUAUUACUCUUUUUCAAUAAAAAUAUACUUACUUCUUUAAAAAUGAUUUUCCAAAACCUUUCAAAAUUAUCAUUCAAACAAUCAUCUUUUGUUUCAACAUCAAUUGGAUCACAAAAUAAUGUCGGUCAACAACAACAACAAUCUAUAAAUUCGGUAUCAAGAUUCAGUAGACCAAGUUGGGCUUAUGGAUAUGUUUAA
Messenger RNA from Cavenderia fasciculata, 255 nucleotides. RefSeq lists its product as uncharacterized. The record is from RefSeq and is a predicted model, not a curated record. NCBI's taxonomy places the organism in Eukaryota, Evosea, Eumycetozoa, Acytosteliales, Cavenderiaceae. The coding region runs from base 1 to 255 and encodes 84 amino acids. The transcript has 2 exons.